UUUUAUUAUUAUUUUGAUUUGAUGUUCUAGCGCGAUGAGGCUAGGCAAACCCUGCAUAAACCCUACUCUGAAUUCUGAAACCACCCCCUCCCUCAUACAUCCGACGAUGAAACCACAAUCCGCCGGAGUUUCCAUGGAAAACUCCACCGACGCCGCAACCUCCUUCACCGGCGACUCCGACAUCUGCCAGCAACUCCUCCACCGUUACGGUAACUCCGCCGCACCUCAACACCGCCACCUCUGCGCCACUGCUGCCGCCACCCGAUCCAUCAUCCAAUCCGAGUCACUUCCUCUCUCUCCUCUCUCUUACUUCGCCGCCACCAUUGACGCUCUCUCUCAUACUACUAAUGACGUCGACGCAGUGUCUGCGCUAUCGUCGUUUUUGGCGAUUGUGUUGCCUCUGGUUCCUGAGAAGUGUAUUGCGACGUCUAAGGCGGUUGAGGCUGCAGAGAUUGUGGUUCGGAUGGUUGAGAGUCAGUGUGAGGGAUUGCCGGUUUCGACUGUUAGGGCUUUGGUUAAGUGUUUGGGGGUUUUGAUGGAGUUUUGUGGUUUGGAUGAUUGGGAGUCGGUUAAGUUAGGGUUUCAGAUGCUUAUGAAGUACUCUGUUGAUAAGCGUCCAAAGGUCAGAAAAUGUGCUCAAGAUUGUGUUGUAAAGCUCUUCAAGUCUUUUAAAUCUCCUCUUGUCAAAAAAAGUGCAAGCAAGUUGGUGUUAACCUCAUUAAAAACAUACAUAUCGUUGGCAGUUAAAACAGUUGCGUCGGGAUCUGUAGAUGGAUGUAAAGACGAGACCAUAUCGAAAGGUGAACAUUUGGAGGUUCUUCAUAUGUUAAACCUGUUGAAAUUCCUGGUCCCUUGUUUGCCGAGCAAAGUCAUAUCAAAAGCUGUUAUGGAAUUACAAACGGCUAUAAGUCCCAGGUUCUCAGCAUUAACGAGGCAUGUUUUUGAUGUUAUCGACGAGAUACUUAGAUUCUUGGAAGCUGGAUCUACAAUUCCCGAUACUGAAAAGAUUGUCAUGACACUUUCCACGUAUAUAUCUAGGAAACAGAAUCCAGUGGAUACUAUUUUUUCUGCAACAGCCUUACUUGAUGCUUUUCUUACCAAAUUUCAAAUCGGCGAUCCAACCAAAUGGAACGAUCAUUAUUCAUUAAUCGUUGGGUCUAUAGCAGGUCUUCUGACAUCUGAGUCAACUGCUACAAAAGCUUCAAAUAUUUUGAAAGAAAUGAUUAACCAUCAUAUCGAUGUAGAGGUCCUUUUGAGUUCAGAGACGAUGCUUGCAGAUGAGAAUAGUGUCGAGUCCAAGGAAUCAAGAAUGAUGAAAUCGCUAUGUGAUGCACUUCUUAAAGUUGUUAGUACACAUAAAGGAAUUCCGAAUGAGCAUACUUUGGCUGUCAUCUCUGUUUUAUUUCUCAAACUUGGGAAGAGUUCUCAUAUCUACAUGAGGUGUGUACUUCUGAAGCUUGCCACUUUCAUGACAGCUGCAUCUGGAGAUACUUCUGAUGUAAAACAUCUUCAGGAGUGUAUGGGAUCUGCUGUAAUUGCUAUGGGGCCAGAGAAACUACUUGAUGUAUUACCUAUCUCUCUUGAUGCCAAUGAUCAAACCUGCUCAAAUAUUUGGUUGAUACCUGUUUUGAAGGAGUAUGUUGCUGGUUCAUCAUUGGGAUUCUUUAUAGAGAAUAUAGUGCCUCUAGCUGAAUCAUUUCAAGAGGAAUCUCAAAAAGUUAAAAAGUCAGUAAAUGGAGAAGAACUGCAGGCUUACGCGAGUGGAUGUUGGGGAUUAUUGCCAGCCUUUUGUCGCUAUCCAAACGACACACACAAGAAAUUUCAAUCUUUAACAAGACUGCUUAUUCCAUGCAUCAGAAAGGAUGCCUUUAUGCUCGAGGAUAUUGCCAUUGCGAUGCAGCUUCUUGUGAAGCAAAACAGGAGUUUCCUUGGUGCUGAGCAGGGCGCUGACGAGGCUUCCAAAUUCCCAAAACCGAAUUACUCAAAAAAAGCUGCUACUAAAAACAUCAAGGCAUUGUCUUCAUGUUCAGAGGAGUUGCUCAAGGCUUUCACUAAAGUUUUCUUCAAAGCGUCGAAGAAGAAACGUGUUUUUGUGAAGGAUGCCAUUAAAUGCUUGACACUAAUCACCGAGUCUGUGAUGAUUAAAAAGAUCUUCAUUUCAUCACUUAAAAGAUUACAGCAGAAUGUUUCUGCAGACAAAGUAAAUGCAAAAAGGUGUCUGAUCCUUGAGCUAGCAUCAUCAGUUGUUGGAGCAGCUAGCUUGGAUUUAAUCGAUCUUAUAUACAACUUUAUCAAACAGAGUUUGCAGGAAGAGGACGAAAACAUCCAGAGGGAAGCAUAUGCCACUCUUCACCAAAUUUUGGAGCAAUCUUCUGAGUUCUGUUCUUCAAAGUUCGAGGAACUUACGGAUUUACUUCUUGGUUUGAAGUCCCCUGAUAAUGUUACUUCACUUAGAUGGCGGCUUUCGUGCUUCAAGAACUUGAUAAUUCACUCAGUUGAGAUAACGUUGGACGGAGAAAACACAUAUGGUUUUCGUAUGCUAAAUGAAGUUAUUGUGACAUUAAAAGAUGGCAAGGACGAAAGUAGGAAAGUGGCAUAUGAUAUCCUUCUGGGGAUAAGCUCUACCUUGCAAAAAACAUCAUCUACACUUGAGAAAGGCCCUUAUUAUGAAUUCGUCAGCAUGAUAAUGGGCUAUCUCUCUGGAUCUUCUCCGCACAUAAAGAGUGGUGCAGUCUCUGCAUUAUCUUUAGUGGUCUAUAACGACUCAAAGAUAUGCACUUUGAUGCCUGAUCUUGUCCCGUCCAUCCUUGAGUUACUGCAUAGUAAAGCCAUUGAAGUUAUCAAAGCUGUUCUAGGGUUUAUAAAGGUGUUAGUUUUGAGUCUUCAAGUGAGUGACUUGCAGAACUUCCUGUCCGACAUUCUCAGUGGACUUCUGCCGUGGUCAUCUGUUUCUCGGCAUCAUUUUAAAUCAAAAGUAACGGUCAUCCUGGAGAUUAUGAUGCGGAAGUGUGGUUCUGCAUCAGUGAAAUCGCUAGUACCUGCGAAAUACCUGGACUUUGUUAAGGAUGUUUUGGAGAACCGUCAAGGCAAAACAAAUUCCCAGGAAACUGCUACAACUGGAACAGACGCAGGACUUUCUGAAACAACCCCCAACCGUAAGCCAAAGCUUAAACCCAAGGCUGCGGGUAGUUUCACCAAGAAAGAGCAUUCAACAGAAACCAGAAAGAGAGAGAGGGAUGAUAAAAACCGUCCAGAUAAGCCUCGUAAAUUUUCUUCACGAGGGAAUAAUACGACCAAAGACGUAAAACGUUCUGGUUUUGUGAAAUCAAGUGAGCGCCCAUCGCAAGGCGGGUUUAAAAGAAAAAGUUCAAGUUUUAAAAAUGAUAAUUCAGGUGGGAAGAGACAGAAAUAGUGGACCAAAGGAAGCAAGAAAAAUGCAUCUGGCUGAUUAUGCAAUCUAAUUUUUCAACCUCAGUUGCAUUUUGCGCUGUUUGGGAUGAUGAAGACUAUACACUAACGGUUCAUAUCGCCCAUGCCUCAUAUCUUACCAUGUUUACAUACAUAUGGAUUAAGAGCGUGUAGCCGAUAUAUUUUUUUUUGAUUUGUGCCGUUUAUUUGGGAAUGGUGUAUGUAGCAUAGCUCGGAAAGAAAAUGGAAUUAAAUUUAAUAUGUGUAGCAUCAUUAAUCAUUCAAGUUCAGUGGCCAUGUUCUUUAUCUUUUGCCCAUAUUUUUUACUG
This is a messenger RNA of Helianthus annuus (common sunflower), 3737 nucleotides long. RefSeq names its product RRP12-like protein. The transcript is spliced from 18 exons. The record is from RefSeq and is a predicted model, not a curated record. Lineage: Eukaryota; Viridiplantae; Streptophyta; Magnoliopsida; Asterales; Asteraceae. The coding region runs from base 35 to 3412 and encodes 1125 amino acids.